AUGCGCUGUGAAGAAUUACCAUUGAACUUGGUGGAUACUCCUAAACCAUUGGUAGUUCCUCCUGUGUUACUACAGGUGUAUACUCCUAAACCAUCAGCAGUUCCUCCAGUGUUACUACUGGUGUAUACUCCUAAACCAUCGGCAGUUCCUCCUGUGUUACUACAGGUGGAUACUCCUAAACCAGCAGCAGUUCCUCCAGUGUUACUACAGGUGGAUACUCCUAAUCCAUCGGCAGUUCCUCCGGUGUUACUACAGGUGGAUACUCCUAAACCAUCUGCAGUUCCUCCAGUGUUACUACAGGUGGAUACUCCCAAACCAUUGUCAGUUCCUCCAGUGUUACUACAGGUGGAUACUCCUAAACCAUCGGCAGUUCCUCCAGUGUUACUACAGGUGGAUACUCCUAAACCAUCGGCAGUUCCUCCAGUGUUACUACAGGUGGCUACUCCUAAACCAUUGGCAGUUCCUCCAGUGUUACUACAGGUGGAUACUCCUAAACCAUUGGCAGUUCCUCCAGUGUUACUACAGGUGGCUACUCCUAAACCAUUGGCAGUUCCUCCUGUGUUACUACAGGUGGAUAUUCCCAAACCAUCAGCAGUUCCUCCUGUGUUACUACAGGUGGAUACUCCCAAACCAUUGGCAGUUCCUCCUGUGUUACUACAGGUGGAUACUCCCAAACCAUCGACAGUUCCUCCUGUAUUACUACAGGUGGAUACUCCCAAACCGUCGGCAGUUCCUCCUGUGUUACUACAGGUGGAUACUUGUAAACCAUCGGCAGUUCCCCCUGUGUUACUACAGGUGGAUACUCGUAAACCAUCGGCAGUUCCUCCUGUGUUACUGCAGGUGUAUCCUCCCAAACCAUCGGAAGUUCCUCCUCUGUUACUACAGGUGGAUACUCCCAAACCAUCGGCAGUUCCUCCUGUGUUACUAGAGGUGGAUACUCAUAAACCAUCAGCAGUUCCUCCUGUGUUACUACAGGUGGAUACUCCCAAACCAUCGGCAGUUCCUCCUGUGCUGACUACCUUGUAG
Protopterus annectens (West African lungfish) is the source of this 1026-nucleotide messenger RNA. RefSeq names its product leucine-rich repeat extensin-like protein 1. The record is from RefSeq and is a predicted model, not a curated record. Bases 1 to 1026 code for a protein of 341 amino acids. Lineage: Eukaryota; Metazoa; Chordata; Ceratodontiformes; Protopteridae. The transcript has 4 exons.